This is a messenger RNA of Trichechus manatus latirostris (Florida manatee), 644 nucleotides long. RefSeq names its product glia maturation factor gamma (gene GMFG). The record is from RefSeq and is a predicted model, not a curated record. The transcript is spliced from 7 exons. Gene Ontology annotation, biological process: negative regulation of Arp2/3 complex-mediated actin nucleation; actin filament debranching. Gene Ontology annotation, molecular function: Arp2/3 complex binding; actin binding. Bases 106 to 534 code for a protein of 142 amino acids. Lineage: Eukaryota; Metazoa; Chordata; Mammalia; Sirenia; Trichechidae. Gene Ontology annotation, cellular component: actin cortical patch.
AUGAAACCUUCCCCCCUACCUUACACCCCGCCCCCUGCAGCCCUGGUUCCCACCCCUAGAAGACAGCAGAACUGAGAAAAGAAGAAGCCUUUGGACAGAAAAGCCAUGUCUGACUCUCUGGUGGUGUGCGAGGUGGACCCAGAGCUAAAGGAAAAGCUGAGGAAAUUCCGCUUCCGGAAAGAGACAGACAAUGCAGCCAUAAUAAUGAAGGUGGACAAGGAGCGGCAGAUGGUGGUGCUGGAGGAAGAAUUCCAGAACAUUUCCCCAGAUGAGCUGAAAAUGGAGUUGCCGGAGAGACAGCCCAGAUUCGUGGUUUACAGCUACAAGUACGUGCACGGGGACGGCCGCGUGUCCUACCCUUUGUGCUUCAUCUUCUCCAGCCCUGUGGGCUGCAAACCCGAACAACAGAUGAUGUACGCCGGGAGUAAAAACAGACUGGUGCAGACGGCAGAGCUCACAAAGGUGUUUGAAAUCCGUACCACCGACGACCUCACAGAGACCUGGCUCCGAGAGAAGUUGUCUUUCUUCCGUUGACCUCUGGGCUGGGGACCUGAAUUCCUGAUAUCUGAGUCCCCAAGAGAACUGGGGACUCAAAUCUCUGCACGUGUGAGAUCCUAAAUAAUUAAAAAUGCAAGAACUUAAAA